AUGAGUCACGACUCUUUUCUUCCAUUGUCGUCAACGCCUGACUCGCCCGGGUUCCUGUUACCCCGACGUCCAAGCUUAGAACCCGACAAUGAUAUCUUCACCACCCGCGGUCAGCGACUCAGGAUGUUCCUACCUAGUCGAAGCUCCAGCACAGCUUUACAAGAUCUCGACGAAGAAUCUGGACCCCCACCAGAAUUUCUCCGGCGGGGCACGCUGCUUAUUGGACACAAAAACGCCCGCUAUGAAUGGCAACAAUACUAUCGCUCACCUGAAUCAUUACAGGGUCUGAAAAAGCCAGUGCGAAAGUACUACGAAAACAACAAUGAGUUGAUCUCACAAUAUCUGUAUAUCGAUCGCCUACUCGAUUCAUCCCUCCCGCACAACCUGAUCGAGGAGUACAAUGGCUGUCACCACCACAUUGCACCAAGAGAGGAUUCCCAUCCGUCCCCGGAUGCCAAUCCCUCGAUCAGUUCCAAGAUCAAGCGCACUCCGCAUAAUUUGUACCGCAUCCCGGAUGAAACGGCGCCAUUGCUCUCACCCCCGUCUGAAGAGGAACCAUGUGUCCACAGCCACAUUCCAGACAUGGAGACGCACGCGAACAUGUCUCCAGAAAAAGAAGAGCGGCUGAUCAAUCUCGCUAUCCGUAUCAACUUCGCUGCGAAUGUCAUCCUACUGGGUUCCAAGAUUGGCAUUAUGACCUUGACAAGCUCCAUGUCCGUUCUUGCAGGCCUGGUUGAUGGUGCACUGGACUUCUUGAGUACUGUCAUUAUUUGGGUGACCAUGACUUUGAUUCAACGCCAAGAUCGCAAUCGAUACCCGAUCAGUCGACGCAGGCUGGAACCGUUGAGCGUGUUAGUGUUUUCGGUUAUUAUGGUUACUUCAUUCUUCCAGGUCGGCAUCACGUCUGUGAACAGGUUGAUGGCCGAAGAUCAUGCUAUCGUUGAGCUUUCUAUGCCAUCUAUUGUGCUUAUGGCCGCGACCGUCGUGAUCAAGUUGCUCUGUUGGAUUUGGUGCCGUCUGAUUCCGAGUCCAAGUGUUCAGGUCCUUGCGCAGGACGCCAUGACGGACGUUAUCUUCAACACAUUUAGCAUCAUUUUCCCGCUGAUUGGAGCAUUUGCGCGCCUUUGGUAUCUGGAUCCUCUGGGAGGUUUGUUCCUCUCUGUCUACAUCAUGUGGAGCUGGGGCGAGACGGCCGGUGAGUACAUUCGUCGGUUGACAGGCGCAGCGGCAUCCGCCACCGACCACAGCAUCCUUCUUUACAUGACUAUGCGUUUCUCGCGAGUUAUCCGGAAAGUACAGGAUCUCAAGGCCUAUUAUGCGGGUGACAAACUCAAUGUCGAGGUCGACUUGGUUGUCGACGAGCAGACUAGCCUUCGUGAUAGCCACGACGUGGGCGAGAGUCUUCAAUACAUCUUGGAGAGUGUGCCGACCGUAGAUCGUGCCUUUGUGCAUUUGGAUUAUGAUGAGUGGAAUCUGCCAAGCCACAUGAACCAGUUGGAACGGUAA
Molecule: messenger RNA, 1506 nt
Organism: Penicillium verhagenii
Lineage: Eukaryota; Fungi; Ascomycota; Eurotiomycetes; Eurotiales; Aspergillaceae
Product: cation diffusion facilitator family transporter
Exons: 4
Coding region: 1-1506 (501 amino acids)
Biological process (GO): monoatomic cation transport; transmembrane transport
Cellular component (GO): membrane
Molecular function (GO): monoatomic cation transmembrane transporter activity
Source: RefSeq, a predicted model, not a curated record